Messenger RNA from Cyprinodon variegatus (sheepshead minnow), 2487 nucleotides. RefSeq names its product netrin-G2-like. The record is from RefSeq and is a predicted model, not a curated record. The transcript has 6 exons. The coding region runs from base 799 to 2061 and encodes 420 amino acids. Lineage: Eukaryota; Metazoa; Chordata; Actinopteri; Cyprinodontiformes; Cyprinodontidae.
UAUUUUAUACUUUUGAUACACCCUGACGGUGGAAUUCAUUCCUCUUUUCCCGGCCGAUCCCAGAUCUAGGACACCGCUGAGCUAUCAGAGCACAACCAUCUACGGUGUGAUUAAAAAAAAAAAAGUAUCCGGCGGACUGCAAAUAAACCAACAAACAGCGCGCAGGGCAGAUUGAUGUCGGGAGUACAGUGAGGACGGUGGCGGGGAAGGAGUACAGUGGAUGGUCGGAGAGGAUUUAUAGUACUGACCGGCCGCACAGAGACCCGUGAAAGAAAGUGCUUUUGAUCUAUAACGGGAGCCAAAGCGAUCUGAACCCUUCAAUGGAUCUACCCGACGACGCAGUGGCUCCUUUUUCAUCUUUCCCUACCGGAACCUCUGUUGCGCUACAGGACCCGGCGCUCUGAAACAUGGAUCCCCGCGAGCAUCUCCCACCCAACUCAAUGCAACAUUAUAGUAAAAGUAAACGCCUAGAUUCGUCUAUGUAACAGUAUUCGCCCAUCUUUUCCUUUGGAAAUCACCCGUCCCAAGCAACAAACUCAGUGUUCCCCUGGGGGACGUCAAUAUCUGUCAGUAUCUGUCAGGUGACACUCAGUGAAAGCUCCAGAUUCAGUUGUCUCCGUUCACCCAAGGGAUUUCAUUAAAAAGCUACGAGGCAAGUCUUUUUUCUAAAGUCGCAUGGUCAUGAUGCUCACUUUCUCUUUGUGAUCACCGCUCCAUGCGCUUUACCCCUUAUCUGAGCUCUCUGGCCCCCACACCCUGUGUCGGACCCUGUUCCAUACACCCCUCCCCAGACCUGCCAUGCUCCUCCGGGCUACGUUGUUGCUGUUGCUGCUGCUGCAAUGUUUGGCCUCCGCCCUUGGCCAGUACAACAUGUGCAAGUCCCUGGUGAGCACGGACGAAGGCUCGGUGUGGGAGCAUUACGCAUGCCAGCCCAGUCCCGCGUCCAUGAAAGACUACAUGCGCAUCAAGGUGGAUCCGCCCGGAAUCACAUGUGGAAAUCCUCCCGAGAGGUUCUGCACUCUGGAGAACCCAUACUUGUGCAGCGAUGAAUGUGAUGCCUCCAACCCAGACUUGGCCCACCCUCCUCAGCUGAUGCAGGACCGUGAACGCAACGGCCUAAUCACCUAUUGGCAGACAGUAACCUGGGGUCGACACCCUGAGCCUCUGCUAGCCAACAUCACCAUGUCUUGGAACAAGAGUCUGGAGCUCACCGAUGACAUCCAGAUCACGUUUGAAUACGGCCGUCCCACAAUCAUGGUUCUGGAUAAGUCCAUGGACCACGGGAAGUCCUGGCAACCGUACCAGUUCUAUGCUGAUGACUGCCAAGACGCCUUUAACAUGCAGGCCAAACAAGUGCGUGACCUCUCUCCCACAAACCUCACUCGGGUCAUUUGUACUGAGCAGUACUCGCGCUGGGUUGGCUCCAAGAAUGAUAAGAACGUGAAGUUUGAGGUGAGGGACCGCUUUGCUGUGUUUGCUGGCCCUCGGCUGCAGAAUAUGGACAGCCUGUACACCCGCAUGGAAAGUAUGAAGGGACUGAGGGACUUCUUUACCUUCACCAACCUGAGGUUGAGGUUGCUGCGGCCUGCGCUCGGAGGCACCUACGUCCAGAGAGAUAAUCUGCUAAAGUACUUCUACGCAAUCUCCAAUAUUGAGGUUCCUGCAAGGUGUAAGUGUAACCUCCAUGCCUCCCAGUGCCUGCUGAUUGAAGGGAACCUCCAGUGCCAGUGUGAACACAACACCACCGGGCAAGAUUGCCAGCGAUGCAAGAAAGGCUUCAAAGCCAAGUCCUGGAAAGCAGGUUCCUACCUGCCUCCGCCAACUGGAACCCCCAACACCUGUGCAAUUGCUGGUUCGCCCUCCGGUUCUAACUGUGAGUGCUAUGGCCACUCCAACCGCUGCAGCUACAUCGACUACCUGAACAUCGUCACUUGUGUCAGCUGCAAGCACAACACCAGAGGCCAGAACUGCCAACACUGCAGACUGGGAUACUUCCGCAACGCCUCUGCCGAACUGGAUGAUGAGAACGUCUGUGUUGGUCAGUCUGCUGGGAGGCAGUGAGAGCAUGGGGAGGGGAUGAUCCAUGUGUUUGUGUCAGUAUAACAGCACAGUGCAAUUUUUCUCUUUCUCGGACACAGAGGCAGAUAAAGGGUUGGCAGAGCUUCUUUUAAAAUUAAGGCAAUUACUCAUAUGUUGUGUUUUUUGUUUGUUUUUUUUUGGAUGGAGGAAAACCUGAUCAGUAAAGCGAGGGAUAAUUUACAUUUUCAUUGCAUACUUUAACAAAUUAAACCCUUCUUUUAAAAAUUGUUUGAAAUUAACUCCAUUAAGACAUGCUUUCCAAUAUUCACAUGAACUUUACAUGUUUUAAAUAUUUUUUGUUUUUCAGAGUUUGUAGUUUGUGUGCUCUGCAUCUUAAUCAGUGUCUCUAAAUAGCCCUUAGCUAUGACUAUGUGAGUGUGUAUGGAUGGAUGGAUGGAUGGAUGGAUG